This is a messenger RNA of Caenorhabditis bovis, 672 nucleotides long. NCBI's taxonomy places the organism in Eukaryota, Metazoa, Nematoda, Chromadorea, Rhabditida, Rhabditidae. The record is from the annotation of a GenBank genome assembly.
AUGUCCGACGACAACGAAAAGGAUAAAAUGUAUCCGAAUAUUCCUGACGAUCUUGAGAAGAUUCAUUUGAAAACAAAAGAUGACGACGAUGAUGAUGAUUUCUAUCCGAAGAAACCGGAGAAGCCACUGAAAGAGGCCACCGAACUAACUGAUUGGAAUCUUGUGAUGAAGGCGGCUGAAUUCGCUGCUCGUCGGCAUCGCCACCAAAAAAGGAAGGACAAUGCGACACCAUACAUCAAUCAUCCAUUAGGCGUCGCUUACAUUCUGACAAAUGAGGCGAAGGUUUAUGAUCCGAUCACACUCGCGGCUGCCAUGCUACACGAUGUCGUCGAGGACACAAAAACGACGAUUGAAGAGAUUGUCGAGAAUUUUGGACAAGAGGUCGCCGACGUCGUCGCUGAAUGCACCGACGACAAGAAUUUGGGGAAAGCCGAGAGAAAGCGGCUUCAGGUCGAGAAUUAUGGAACGCAUUCGCACCGGGCGAAACUUGUCCAUUUGGCCGACAAAUUGUACAAUUUGAGAGAUUUGGAGAGAAAGUUGCCGAUUGGUUGGGAUAAGAAACGAGCCAAGGAAUAUUUUGUGUGGAGCAAAGAGGUGGUUACACAGAUGAAAGGAACCAAUAAUGGACUCGAAUGCCAGUUGGACGAUGUCUUGAAUAGGAAUAUCAAUUAA